Messenger RNA from Dufourea novaeangliae, 1124 nucleotides. RefSeq names its product ethanolamine kinase 1 (gene eas). The transcript has 7 exons. Bases 84 to 1124 code for a protein of 346 amino acids. Lineage: Eukaryota; Metazoa; Arthropoda; Insecta; Hymenoptera; Halictidae. The record is from RefSeq and is a predicted model, not a curated record. Gene Ontology annotation, biological process: phosphatidylethanolamine biosynthetic process. Gene Ontology annotation, molecular function: ethanolamine kinase activity. Gene Ontology annotation, cellular component: cytoplasm.
AGCAUGUGAAGUCCUAUUUGGCACUCACUCUCAGUAACUGUGGAACUGCUCUAUGGUGCAGCUUACAUCUAUAAAAUUUAGUCAUGGACAAAGUGGAACCACACCUUGAUGUGACAGUAGAUGAGAAUAAAAUUGUUGAUGGUGCCAAGGAGAUAAUUAAAAGAAUCAGACCCACCUGGCCAUUAGACAAUCUACAAUUUAAGAUAUUUACUGACGGGAUUACAAACAAACUCAUAGGAGUAUGGUAUUCUGGACACCAUAAUGAAAUGGUUUUGGUCAGGGUUUAUGGGCACAAAACAGAUCUGCUCAUUAAUCGUAAAGAUGAAACAAGAAAUAUUCGAAUACUAAAUAAGGCAGGCUUCACACAUUCCAUUUAUGCAACAUUUAAUAAUGGUUUAGCUUACCAAUUUAUCGAAGGUGUUACACUUACAACAGAAAUGGUAAGAAAACCCGAAGUAUAUACUUUAAUUGCUAAACGAAUGGCACAAAUGCAUAAACUUAAACCUGACAGCGAUCAGAUACCCAAAGAAGCAUGUAUAUGGAACAAGGUGGAAAAAUUUAUGAAAAUUAUGCCUAAAGAAUUUUUUGAUGAUUCCAAACAAGCAAGAUUUGAAGUACUCGUAAAACCAUUUACUGUAUUGAAACAGAAUUAUGAACAAUUAAAGGAAACACUUACAGAUUUGAAUAGUGAAAUAGUGUUUGCCCAUAAUGACUUACUUCUAGCAAAUGUGCUUUACAAUCAAAAAGAGAACAUUGUUACUUUUAUUGAUUUUGAAUAUACUGCCUAUAAUUAUCAAGCUUUUGAUAUAGCCAAUCAUUUUGCAGAAUUUGCUGGUGUUGAGAAUCCUGAUUAUUCGUUGUACCCUAAUGAAGAAUUACAAAAAGCUUGGUUAAGUAUAUAUCUUCAGGAGUACAAUAAUGUAAACUAUGUACCUGAAAAUGAAAUUAAUUUACUGUAUGUGCAAGUAAAUAAAUUUGUCCUUUUGUCACACUUCUUUUGGGGUUGUUGGGGACUUAUACAAAGUGAACACUCAACAAUUGAAUUUGAUUUUUUAGAGUAUGCAGUAAUUCGAUUUAAUGAAUAUUUCAAGCGGAAAGAAGACUUCUUACACGUAACAUUAUAA